AUGUGGGUACUGGGCCGAGAAACGGUGCUGCCGGCAGAGGGCGCCGCGCGCUCGAGCCUGGCGCCCCCGCCGCCGCCGCCGCCGCCGCCCAAGGAGUCCUUCUACAUCAAGAACCUGCUCAACGGCGACCACCCGCCCAAGGCGCCCCCCAAGCAGCCCCGCGCCCUCUUCGCGCCCGCCGCCAAGGGCAGCCUGGACGGCGCCGGCUUCGCGCUGUCGCAGGUGGGCGAGCUGGCCUUCCCGCGCUUCGACAUCCCCGCGCCGCGCUUCGCCCUCACGGCGCACUGCCUGGAGCGCUCGCAGACCUGGUGGUACCCCUACGCCCUGGCGCCGGCCGGCGGACACCUGCCCAGGCCCGAAGCCGCAGAGAAGUCGCUCCUGCGGGACUCGUCCCCCGCCUCGGGCACGGACCGCGACUCGCCCGAGCCGCUGCUGAAGGCGGCCGCGGAGCACAAGGAGCUGGACUCGAAGAGCCCCGACGAGAUCGUGCUGGAGGAGAGCGACGCGGAGGAGGCCAAGAAGGAGGAGGGCGGCGAGGAGUGGAAGAAGCGCGAGGGCAGCCCCGAGAAGAAGCCGUGCCGCAAGAAGAAGACGCGCACCGUCUUCUCCCGCAGCCAGGUCUUCCAGCUCGAGUCCACCUUUGACAUGAAGCGCUACCUGAGCAGCUCGGAGCGCGCCGGCCUGGCCGCCUCGCUGCACCUCACAGAGACCCAGGUCAAGAUCUGGUUCCAGAACCGGCGCAACAAGUGGAAGCGGCAGCUGGCGGCCGAGCUGGAGGCGGCCAACCUGAGCCACGCCGCGGCGCAGCGCAUCGUCCGCGUGCCCAUCCUGUACCACGAGAACUCCGGCGCCGAGGCCGGCAGCGCGGCGGGCAGCGCGCCCGUGAGCCAGCCCCUGCUCACCUUCCCGCACCCCGUCUACUACUCCCACCCCGUGGUCACAUCCGUGCCGCUCCUGCGGCCGGUCUGAGGACGCCCCC
This is a messenger RNA of Gavialis gangeticus (Gharial), 979 nucleotides long. RefSeq names its product H6 family homeobox 3 (gene HMX3). The coding region runs from base 1 to 969 and encodes 322 amino acids. Gene Ontology annotation, cellular component: nucleus. Gene Ontology annotation, molecular function: DNA-binding transcription factor activity, RNA polymerase II-specific; RNA polymerase II transcription regulatory region sequence-specific DNA binding. Gene Ontology annotation, biological process: regulation of transcription by RNA polymerase II. The record is from RefSeq and is a predicted model, not a curated record. Lineage: Eukaryota; Metazoa; Chordata; Crocodylia; Gavialidae. The transcript is spliced from 3 exons.